Molecule: messenger RNA, 3441 nt
Organism: Labrus bergylta (ballan wrasse)
Lineage: Eukaryota; Metazoa; Chordata; Actinopteri; Labriformes; Labridae
Gene: rfwd3
Product: ring finger and WD repeat domain 3
Biological process (GO): interstrand cross-link repair; protein ubiquitination
Cellular component (GO): nucleus
Molecular function (GO): protein binding; ubiquitin-protein transferase activity
Source: RefSeq, a predicted model, not a curated record
ACGGCAGGAUGGGGGCGGGGCAGAGUGAACUGGCGCCGGGAGAUUCGAGCCUCGACCCUGAUCCGGACUGCUUUAACACUCCUCUGUGAGCCCUGGAAGUAACCCGCACACCUACCACAACCGGAGCCGUUUCACGUGCAUAUUUGUAGCCAUGGCGUUACGUCGUUUGAUCUUCCGGAGCGGGAUCACCUGUCGUUAAACCGUUCAGAUGGAGGCCAUGGAGGUAGACUUCCCCGUGGAGCUGCAGGGAGGAGGUGGUCAGCAGCCAGUUGUUGCAGCAGCUGUGGAAGCCAACGUGCCUUACGUCAUCACAGACUCUGGCAGCAGUACAGAGGUGGACGAGGAUGACGAUGAAGACGGUGAAGGAGGACCGCCUGCAGGUGCUCCGCCCCGGCUUCCAGCCACCUGGGCGUUUAGUCAGAGAGCUGUGGGCGGAGCUGCAGCCACAUCUUCAGCAGCUCGGGGCGUGCCUAUACGGAGGAGGCUCAGGCAGGGCCUCAGGGUGCACUACCCGAGCCAGACUGCAGCGCCCUCCAGAGGCUUCCCCGACUUCCUGCUCCGAGUGCCUGCUGCCACUGUGGCGGAGCCGGAGUCUGGCAGCACCACCGAGGUCAGCGAGUCUGACGAGGAAGAGGGGGCUGAGCGGGGUGAAGCAGGAGCACCUUCUGCUGCAGAGCCUGUGAACCCUGUGCCACCUGCUAGUCCUCGCCUCAGUGCCUCCUUCCACAACACGCAACCACAGGAGGCUUCUACAAACAACUCGGGUCCAGCUACAGUGACUGAGAGAACAGAAGCUCCAAAUCAGAACGUCCAGCCGGUCUCUGUGGCGUCGGCGUCUGUCCAGCCGCCCCAAACCGAGGAGAUGGGCGAGGGUGACACCUGCUCCAUCUGCUUUGAGGCGUGGACGACGGCGGGUGAUCAUAGACUGUCCGCUCUGCGCUGUGGACACGUCUUCGGCUUCACCUGCAUCCAGCGCUGGCUGAAGGCUCAGGGCCCGGCCGGGAAAUGUCCCCAGUGCAACAAGAAAGCGAAGCGAUCAGACAUCUUCCUGCUGUACACGCCGAAGCUGAGAGCGCUCGACAACUCUGAGCAGGAGAGCUUAAAGAAGUCCCUGGAGCAGGAGCAGUCUCUGAGGAGAAAAGCUGAACUGGAGUCGGCUCAGUACAAACUGAAACUUCAAGUCGUCACCAACCAAUACGGACAAGCCCAACAAGAGCUGCAGGAGCUGAGGGCUCUGAUGGCUAAGGCCGGUAGGAGCUCCCUCGCCUCCUCGGCGUCGUCCUCGCUCCGCCUUACUCAGUCCCAGCUGGUGGAUGGCCUCAGGACGGGUCAGUACAGCUUCUCCAAGGCGGUGCUGGUGUCUCAGUCUGGAGGAUCCAGAGUGUUAUCGUACUGUGAACCUCUGAGCUGCCUGCUCGCCUCGCAGCUCUCCCAGCACGCCACGCUGAUGCCUGGUUACGGAGUGAAGAAGGUGAGCGUGGUGAACAUGAAGGCGAGUCAGUACGUCCCCAUCCACAGCAAACAGAUCCGAGGUCUGUCCUUCAACAGGCAGAACGACAGUCUGCUGCUGUCUGCUGCUCUGGACAACACCAUCAAACUGACCAGUCUGCUGACCAACACGGUGGUUCAGACCUACAACGCGGGUAAACCUGUGUGGAGCUGCUGCUGGUGUUUGGACAACAGUAACUAUGUCUACGCAGGUCUGAUCAACGGCUCUGUGCUCGUCUACGACACCAGAGACACCAGCACACACGUGCAGGAGCUGCAGCCACUGCGCUCAAGGUGUCCGGUUGCGUCUCUGAGCUACGUCCCGCGGGCCGCCUCCAGCUCGUUCCCCUGUGGCGGGCUGAUCGCCGGCUCUCUGGAGGGCGCGUGUUUCUGGGAGCAGGUUAAUGAGACCACGUACAGGCCGCACAUCCUGCCGCUGGAGAACUCUGGCUGCAUCGACAUCCAGGUGGAGACGGAGAGCAGACACUGUCUGGUCACCUACAGGCCAGGACGCUCCAAUCCGUCUCUGCGCUGCGUCCUGAUGGCUCUGAACCGGACGCCUCAGCAGGACUCCAGUCAGCUUCCCAGCUGCUCCUGCUCUCCGGUGCAGACGUUCAGCGCCGGACCGUCCUGCAAACUGCUCACCAAGAACGCCAUUUUCAAGAGUCCAGACGGAAGUGGGACCCUGGUCUGUGCUGGGGACGAAGCCUCCAACUCCACCAUCGUGUGGGACGCAGGAAGCGGCUCCAUGCUGCAGAAGCUCCCCGCCGACCUGCCGGUGUUGGACAUCAGUCCGUUCUCGGUGAACGGCGAGCACUACCUGGCCUCGCUCACGGAGAAGAUGCUGAAGCUCUACAAGUGGGAGUGAAGGAGAAGGACUCAUCUCUCUCUCAUUUUCAAACCAGAGACUCGAAACAAAAAUGUCGUCUCCUUGAGCACAAGGAGAGGAAAGAGGCUCGGUGUGGAGCCAAGGGAAUUCAAAUGCUGCUCAACUUUUAUUGCAUCAGAAAUGCAAAAAAGCAAAAACUGAUGAAGAGGAGUGAUGCUUGAAGAACCACUUCAGUUUUUUUAUACUGAUUUUUGAGGCCUUUAUCGGAUAGGACGUCUGAAGAGAGACAGGAAGUGUUAAGAGGAGAGAGUGAGGGACAGCAUGCAGCAAAGGGCUGAGGUCGGAUUCUAACCUUCCGUCCGCUGUGACGAGGACUACAGCCUCCGUACACAGGACAUAGGACAUAACCACCAAGCCAUCCGGUGCCCCAGUUGUGGUUUUGUGAACAGAGACAUGAGCUGGCGUUCAGCACAUCGGUUCCCUCCAGUCAUACGAUUGUCAUAAUGUAAGCCUCGCAACAUUUCAGAAAGGUUUCUCUACAUAGAAAGACGUUUUGUUGAAGAGAUUUUCUUCAAACAGAAACUGCAGUCACGUCUCUGUUCAAAGCCAACAGACUCCAUUGACUAAAACGGCAGCACACGAGAUGUUUGUUGACCUCUACCUCCGUCAGUGAGCUCGCUCAUUUAUCGUCUGUUACACAAACGUUUUUAAUGGAUCUGAACGAGGUAUUUAAAAGGUGUAAAUCAGACGAUGACACAAACAAACUAAGCAGUUGAGUUAGGCCCCGUGUCCACCUGGCGUUUCUUUCUGAGCGCCAGCGUCUUCUUUCAAUGGUUUCAUUGAGUAGAAAGCAGCUGACCAGACAGAGCGCAGCACACAGCGUCUUUUUUUUCCCGACCGCUCUGCCUUUUUUUGUGCGGCCACUCGAAGCGCUCAAGUUGAUAAACUUUAAACUUUUCAGAAAGGCGCUGUUGAAGUCUUGGGCGCUCUUUUCCAAAUAUUUGAUAAUCCCCGAAGUUUUGUCUCCUACUGAUCGUGUCUUGAACUCACAUCCUCCUCGCUCCGUGUCUGAUCGGGAAAUAAACGAUCUUAAAAUAUAAAGCAUGCAGUAAAAAGUAACGGAG